This is a messenger RNA of Trichomonas vaginalis G3, 2745 nucleotides long. RefSeq names its product keratin-associated protein family. NCBI's taxonomy places the organism in Eukaryota, Parabasalia, Trichomonadida, Trichomonadidae. The record is from RefSeq and is a predicted model, not a curated record. The transcript has a single exon. Bases 1 to 2745 code for a protein of 914 amino acids.
AUGACAUUAGAAUAUUAUAACGAACAUAAAGAUGAACUGAAAGGAGAGAAGGGUGACACUGGAGCUCAAGGACCACAAGGAAUACAAGGAAUACAAGGAAUACAAGGACCUCAAGGCGAAAACAGUUUGGAUGGUGAAGAUGGAAAGGAUGGAAAAACUGCUAAAUCAUGGAUAUGGAACCUUAUAAAUACUGGUUUAACAGCUGCUUCAUAUGGAGUUCUUCAAUACCAAAUCGGAAAGAUAUGGGCAGUACUUGGUGAAGAAGCUUUAGAUGACGUUAAAAGUGCUUUGAACUUCAUUUCAAAUGGUUCGGAUACUAUUAAAACUUUAUCUGGUUGGAUGCAAGAAACAAGGAGUCAAAUAGAUACCGUAAGACGUAUAGCAAACAAUGCACGUACAGGAUUGGAUACUUUACGAGAAGCACAAAAUACACUAAAGGAAGCAAAUGAUAUUCUUGGCUCAGUAUCAGACAUGCAUGAAGAUUGGCUUAAAGGUAUUGACAAAUCUUUAAAAAAUCACAGUCAGUCUAUUGCUGACUACAAGAAAAGUAUAGAUUUUUUACAUAGUGCUAUGGACGUACAUUAUGGAAGCAUAAGGAACUUACUUAAUGCUAACAAUAACUUACCAGGAACUAUUAAAGCAUUUAUAAAGUCCUUUGUAAAACCUGGUGCUCUAGCAUUUAGGUCUUUGAGCGCAAGAGCAUUGAAGUCAAGAGAUGCAGAAACUCCAACAGAACCUACAGAAGGAACUGAAACAACAGAAACUCCAGAAGAACCACCAAAACCAACAGCUAAUGAAAUAUUGUUCGAAUAUUUUCCAAGGUACUCUGUUCUCAUUGCAUACAUUCAAGAAAUACUUAAGAAAGCAGACUUGACUUUAGGAGAUGAUGAAAGUUCUGUAUAUCUUUCGUUCCAGUUUCAAAUAGCAGAACUUUUGAGACAGAUAUGCUUAAUGUAUGACAACAUCUCUGAUUUCACAAGAUAUGACGACGACCAUGACCCCGAACACGGUGAAGAAGAAGUUUUACAAACAUCCAUUAAGACAGGAAAGGUUUUAACUCAAAGUCUCAUUAUUGACACCAAAGAUGGCGAAGUGGACGUUCUUCAAGAGCUGAAGAAAAAUACUUCUUCGGGAGGUGGUGGUAGGCAUGAACUUGAAAUAAAUGAGAUAGAAGAGAAAUUAGCCGAAAAAGCAGAUAAAAACCAUGUUCAUUAUAUAAGUUCAGACGAACAGAUUAUAACGGACUACCACGGAUAUUUAACACAGGAUGAACAAAUAAGCACUGAAGAUGUUAAUGAAAGAAGAUAUAAAUUCAUUCGUGCUAAAGGUUAUGACAUACGCUGUACUGUACAGUAUGACACAGGUAAAGCACCAGAAGCAUUUGGUUAUAACGAUGAAAUUUAUGCUUCUAGUUUCUCUGUUAACGGUGUAUUAGUUGAACCAAGAUUUACUUUGAGAGUUAAGGCAAAAAUAACUUUUGAAGAUGCUAUUAAAAGUAAAGCCAGCAAAGAUGAACUUGAAGCAAUGAACAAAGUUUUGAAAUCUCAUAAACACAAUAUCUCCGAUAUAAAUGAACUUCAAGCUACAUUAAAUAGUAAAGCUGACAAAGAACAUACACAUAAAUCCCUCACUACUGUUAGAGCAGACGACAUAAUAUUGAACUAUUAUUUGGGUUCAAGUGCACCUUUAGAGAAUCCGAGUACAAGCGUAAAAGAUACACUAAACAAUUUAGAUAACAGAUGUAUGAACAUUGAAGGUCAUGCCAGAAACUUUGAAGCAUACGAACUACCAGCAAUGUUAGAUAAGAAAGCUGACAAAGAACAUACACAUAAAUCCUUCACUACUGUUAGAGCAGACGACAUAAUAUUGAACUAUUAUUUGGGUUCAAGUGCACCUUUAGAGAAUCCGAGUACAAGCGUAAAAGAUACACUAAACAAUUUAGAUAACAGAUGUAUGAACAUUGAAGGUCAUGCCAGAAACUUUGAAGCAUAUGAACUACCAGCAAUGUUAGAUAAGAAAGCCGACAAAACUUAUGUAGAUGAAAAUUAUGCAAAGAAGUCGGAAGUAAAUGCUGCGCUUAAUGGAAAAGCCGAUAAAGAGCACGUGCAUGAAGAAUUUCAAACAAUCAGGAUUAAAGAAAUUAAGGCAUGCAUCGAAAUAGUAACAAAAACAGGAAGAAACGGUGCAACUGUACAUGAACAAAGAAUUUAUCCUCCUACUUUUCCUAAUGGUUUAAUAACAAACAAUAUAAAUAUUGUAGAAGGCAAUAAAGCUAUAAACGUUAAACAUGAACUUCUAACAAUGAAGGCCCAGAUUGUUCAAACCAUAUAUCCUGUUGGUUCUAUUUAUACGUCAAUGAAUUCAACAAAUCCAGCAACAGUUUUAGGUUUUGGUACGUGGAAGCAGAUUGUAGAUAAAUUCUUAUACUGUGCUAAAUAUUCAAAGCAAACAGGAGGUUCGAAGAAAAUUAAAGAAGCAAACUUACCUGCGCACACUCAUACAGGAACGACAAACUUUUCUGGCGACCAUAGCCACUCAUUAAGAGACCACCCAUUAUACAACUCAGAGUAUGAAGCUGGCAAUGACGUUUUAUCUCCAUCUUAUAACAAUUCAGCAAAAAAGAUUUUUCGACCAACUGAACCGGGAGGUAAUCAUUCACACACUUUCACAACAAAUCCAACAGGCUCGGGUGCAGAUUAUAUGCCACCUUUUGUGACUAUAUUCGCAUGGUACCGCGUUCAAUGA